Spodoptera exigua (beet armyworm) is the source of this 2052-nucleotide messenger RNA. Lineage: Eukaryota; Metazoa; Arthropoda; Insecta; Lepidoptera; Noctuidae. The record is from the annotation of a GenBank genome assembly.
GGUAGUUGCUCAUGCAGUUGGCACGCCAGCACAGAUUUGUGAUUUGUGACAGAUAUAGGAACUAAUUUUCAUAUUGGCAAUUAAAUAUCGAGUCGUUUGAUUGACUGUUUUCCCUUUUAAAUUAAUUUGUGUAAAAUAACAGCCUGUAUAACCAUGUAUUUUGUUUGAGUUAAUGUGUUGAAAUCGUGGAUUGUGAACUGGAGUGAAAUAAAGGAUUCUUUAUUGUUUGAAUGUGUUUUAUAAACCGCCGAAAUUGAGGACAAAGUAACAGGUGACGAAAGGAUGGCAGCAUCGCACAUCCUGAGCGCUGUUGAGCCGACGGUCGGCGGCGGCAGUUCCCGCAGCGGCCGCGAAAGAGAAGUCAACGUGGCGCUCGACGACAGAGAACUCUGGGUACGGUUCCAGACUCUCACCAACGAAAUGAUCGUCACUAAGAAUGGAAGACGAAUGUUUCCCGUAGUCAAAGUAACAGCCAGCGGUUUGGAUCCGACGGCGAUGUACACCGUUCUGCUAGAAUUCGUUCAGGUCGAUUCACAUCGCUGGAAAUACGUCAAUGGGGAAUGGGUGCCUGGUGGUAAAGCUGAAGUGCCGCCAUCUAACGCAAUUUACAUUCACCCCGAGAGCCCGAACUUUGGCGCGCAUUGGAUGAAAGAACCGAUAUCCUUCGCUAAAGUCAAGCUUACAAAUAAAACAAAUGGAAAUGGCCAGAUAAUGUUAAAUAGUUUGCAUAAGUACGAGCCCAGAGUGCAUCUAGUAAAAGUCGGUACCGACCUCCGUCGAAUAAUGACCUACCCAUUCCCGGAGACACAGUUUAUAGCAGUCACCGCUUACCAAAACGAAGAGGUGACUUCGUUGAAGAUAAAAUACAAUCCAUUUGCGAAAGCCUUCUUAGAUGCUAAGGAAAGACCGGAGGGUUAUUAUCAAAGAGAUUUCGUGGGUACACAUUAUCCUCAACAAAGUUCUUCGCCACAUCAAUAUCCUCAAUUCGGUGGAUGGUUUGUGACUUCUCAGUCAUUAUAUGGGAGCAGCAACGCCGCCUCUAGAAGACCAGCGCCUUAUCCUCCGCGACCACCCUCACGGCCCAGAACGUUGUCACCGCCUUCCUCGUACAGCAAUUCAGAACGUACGACAACGGCGACAAAUGGUAGCGGCAGUUACACAUGGGUCAGUAGCAGUGGGUACUGGAACUCCACACAGGGCAGCAGUUCUCCACAACCAAAUACCUCCCCAGCUCCGUACCGCACCCCGCCCCACGCAUACCCAGCUCCUUUGGAGUAUGCGCCGGCACCCCCUACAAGUACAUCCGCCCCAACAUCAGCUCCGGCACCGCUCUAUCCCCUCCAGUAUGAAGCUCCAGCGCAGCACCAUUCGCCGUACUACCAGCAUGCCUAUGCACCGUACGCACAUCAUGCGAUUGAAGAUAUAUCUUAUUGGCCUAAUAGUUUGAACAGCUACGGUUACCAGCCAUCUGAAUAUGUCGGGAGUGGAGAAGUGGCAUACGGUGGCGAGGGCAUGCCUUUUGGGCCUGCUGGGCCUUCUCUCGAAGCCGCCGCUGCCGGUGAAGGCCGUGCCACGCCCCCCGGACAGGAGCACCCACAAAGCGAACGAGAAUACAAGUUUAGCGCUGAAGAAGAACGUCAAUCGCCGUGUGAUGAGCCCGCGCUCCCACCACGCUCACCAGCGCAGUGACCAUGUAUUUCAUAAGAUAGUUGCAAAUAAUACGGAUGGAUUUCGAAACCCUCUAAAAUAUAUUUUUGUAUUUUACGAUUAUUACGGUUGAAAUUAAAGAGAAUACUUUAUCUAAAUACUAUCAUAUUAUUAUACAUAGGUGUAUUGUGUUGUUCCCAUUUGAGAGAUUUGUAUAUACAAGUAGAUUUAAUAAUGUAUUACUUAAAUAAGUUUGGAAUCCAUUAGAGUGGAUAAGGCGUAAUGUAAUAGUUCCAAUUUAUCAUAAGUAUUUUUGCACCUUGUUACAUAGAUUUCCACUGACACUUCCAUCCCAUUUUAAUUGAAUUGCUUCAAUGAAGGUCCUGACCUAGUAAAAACUCUGUU